Molecule: messenger RNA, 741 nt
Organism: Lindgomyces ingoldianus
Lineage: Eukaryota; Fungi; Ascomycota; Dothideomycetes; Pleosporales; Lindgomycetaceae
Exons: 9
Coding region: 1-741 (246 amino acids)
Source: RefSeq, a predicted model, not a curated record
AUGGGUCAAGAUAAUCCAAGUUUGAUGAAAGUUGAGGGCCCCGGAAGGCUGCAUGGCAAGUGGAUGGAUGAUACCAACCUGUUGUUGAACCAGUGCUUUGCCCGGUGUUGGGUCACUGGAAAAAUAGGGAUCGAAACUGUCUACAAUGGUAUUAUAUGGGAUUUCGAUAAGCUGUUUACAUAUCUCCUAAUCAUUCAUCUCGCUGUGCUCUUUCUUGUCGUCGGUCCAUACAAGCGAAACUUUGAGAUAUAUUCCUUAGAUUCUACGCCAGACGCUGGGCCUGGAACAGAUGUAACUUUCCAUCUCCAAGGAAGCGUAGGUGAGAAUGGAGGAUUGAAGGUGUAUCUGAUUGCGAACAGAGUACCUGAAGGAACCUCAAGAUUUAUCGUGACCGCGUUUGCUGGUACUGCUGAGUCUAGUGCUCGUCACUAUCAUGUCCACCGAGGGGUGCCCCGAAAGAUUACUAUUGUGGCUGAAGGCUACGGAGAACGAGAGAAGUUGAAGGUGAUCUGGGAAAAGAUGAACAGAAGAAGGAAGAAAGAAGGAAGAAGAACAGACGGGUUAGCGUUUGAUAGGAAAUUCGGCUAUGAGAAAGGAAAGAAAUAUCCAUUAAUGGGAUGUCCUGUCGACCUACAGGAGAUUCUGUUUAAUGUAUAUGAUACCCCGGUAAGUAGUGCGGCCAUCCGUAUGCAACGGAGUAGAUUUGAGGCCAGAGGGAGGGUAACUAUUAGUACUCCAUAA